GGCAAAGCACAGCUCCCAUGGCGAUGAUGAUUAAUCCAGUUCCCAUAUCGCCGCACAGAUAUCAGGCGCAAGAUUUGGAAGUCGCCUCCAAUGGAGAUCACGACAGCAGUGACAAUGACGAUUCUGAAUCCUCGGAGACACCACCCCGCAUGGACCGCGGCCUGGACAAGGAGGAAACAAUGGCAUACGUGCAUCCGGACGACAGUAUGCAUCAGCAUUGGUAUGAGACAACGACCCGGCUUCGAUGCGUUUUCUAUGUGUUUUUCUCAUUGGCCGUGAUCGUGGCGAUAGCAAUGGGCGCCACCACGGAGAUUUUCUUUUCACUCAUGGCGACCCCACCAGAUGCAGGCCUUUCUUUUGGAGUUGUCGUCGCCGUCGUGUCUGUGCCCCUCUUUCUUUUGGCCACCGCAGUGUAUGUGGAUGAAUGCGUUGAUGUUGGGUUGGAUGCUGCAGAUAGACCAUGCUUUGGCUUGUGGAGGGCUACAAUCACUGUCGCCUUGAAGGCGGUGAACCCAAAGGUUCACACGGACCACGUUGAAAAAGUCUUAAUUUUUAUGAUUGAAGGGAUUCCCAUCAUUUUCGCCACCAUCACCAUUGCAAUGAGCACUUCGUUAACCUACUGGUACAAGGAUAUGUUUCGUGGUUAUUGCCUCGGCGGCUUGAUCUUUGCGCUUGUGGUGUGUGUUCUCUACAUUGGAUGCCAUGUUUUCGUGGGCCACAAUCCAAAGCGAGAUGACCUGAUGGCAUGCACAUAUCAUGCUAUGCGUCCUUUGGGCGUAUUCAAACGUGUGGUGCGUUGCCCGGUGGACCAGGCAGAAGAAAAACAACCUCACUGGGGCAGGUGUGUGAUCUAUUUUUUCGGUGGCCUGAUCAUAGAGGUUCUAGUGUUGGUGAUCUUCGUGAUUUUCCACAAUUUCCAUUGUGCCAGCCGGCUGCACUUGAGCCAUGACCUUUGCCCACUGGUUCCACGAGGAGAUGAAGUAGGAUUUCUGGCCAAAGUUGUUUGCAUUGUGUGGGUCAUUGUGGAUCUUUGGCACUUUGGUUUGACACAGUCGCAACGUCAUGCACACUGCAGGUCUUUAUUGGACAGCACCCCGGUAGCACUGCUGGAGAAUGCUCUGUGCGUCCAGUUACUGGCCACAAUCUUGUGGGCCAUGGCGGUCCGAAACUAUGCCCCGCGACUUUUGGGCAAGGCCUUUUGGUGUACCUUCGUGUUCCGCGGCAGCAGCUGUGUCAUGGGCGGCUCUGAAAUGGGGAAAUCAUGGUGUAUCAUAUCCCUGAAACUGCUGAAUUCGAAGAAUUGA
Cladocopium goreaui is the source of this 1304-nucleotide messenger RNA. NCBI's taxonomy places the organism in Eukaryota, Dinophyceae, Suessiales, Symbiodiniaceae. The record is from the annotation of a GenBank genome assembly.